GCAGUUCGGCGGAACGGAUCGAGAGGCUCUUUAUUUGUGCAUAACAAGUGAAAGUGAUACGUUCGCCCAUUCCAAUAGACCGUCGAGAAUGCAAAGUUCCAUUCUUCGCCAUGUGGUGCGAUCGGCAUAUAGCCGUGCCUCCGGUCCUGCCACCCGCAUAGCACUAAUCAGACACCUUUCCUCGGAUAAAACUCCAAGCCGAACAGCUCUCUACGAAUUCCAUCAGAAACAUGGUGGGAAAUUGGUGGACUUUGCCGGCUACUGGCUACCGGUGCAGUACAACGAUCAGAGCAUUAUAAAGUCGCACCUAUACACACGAGAGUACGGCUCCAUCUUUGACGUUUCUCAUAUGCUGCAGACGUAUCUGAAAGGCAAGGAUGUGAUCAGCUGCUUCGAAUCCAUCUGCACAGCAGAUAUCAAGGGCCUGCGCAAUGGAACUGGCACACUUACAGUGUUCACCAACAGCUCCGGAGGCAUUCUAGAUGAUUUGAUCGUUAACCGAGUUGCGGAUGAUGUUCUGUACGUGGUAUCAAACGCAUCUAGGAAAGAUGUUGAUAUGGCCAACAUAUCGAACGCUGUCUCGUCCUUCAAAACCAAUGGGAAAGAUGUGUCAGUGCAGUUUCUUUCCUCCGACGAUCAGUCGCUUCUGGCCGUCCAGGGACCGAACGCUGUCAAAACAUUGCAGAAACUCUGCUCGAAAGAUCUUUCGAAAUUGUUUUUCAUGAACACCACCACUGACACGAUCGCAGGUGUAGAAGGCUGUCGUAUAACGCGCUGCGGUUACACGGGUGAGGAUGGGGUUGAAAUCUCGAUUCCUUCAGCGCAAGCAGAACAUAUUGCUACAGCUUUGCUCGACCCAACCAUUGGCAAUCUAAAGAUGGCCGGUCUGGGAGCACGAGAUUCACUGCGCGUUGAAGCCGGUCUCUGUCUUUACGGCAACGAUAUCGAUGAGACUACGACACCGGUCGAAGCUAAUUUGCUGUGGUUGGUGGCGAAGCCACGGCGUGUCGAGAACAACUUUCCGGGAUCGGACAAAAUCAACUCACAAAUAAAAAAUGGUGUCACACGCCGACGAGUAGGCUUCAAGAUGGAUUCCGGAGCUCCUCCGGCACGACAACACGUAGAAAUCUACAACAACGAGCAGCAGAAGGUUGGUGAAAUUACUAGUGGCUGCCCCAGUCCAUGCUUGCAGCAAAACAUAGCGAUGGGCUACAUUCGCGAAGAAUACAAAAAACUUGGCACAGAAAUUACCCUGAAAGUUCGCGAUAAGCAUUACCACAGUGCUGUGGCAAAGAUGCCAUUCGUAGCAACACACUAUUAUCAGGCGCCUAAAUAAGAUUCAUAGUUAGUGACGAAAAUAAAUCGAUUGUGAUAAUGCGAAUAAAAAAACAUACCACAAUCAUAA
This is a messenger RNA of Anopheles coluzzii, 1405 nucleotides long. Its product is annotated as aminomethyltransferase, mitochondrial. Bases 89 to 1336 code for a protein of 415 amino acids. Gene Ontology annotation, cellular component: mitochondrion. Gene Ontology annotation, biological process: glycine catabolic process. The transcript is spliced from 2 exons. NCBI's taxonomy places the organism in Eukaryota, Metazoa, Arthropoda, Insecta, Diptera, Culicidae. The record is from RefSeq and is a predicted model, not a curated record. Gene Ontology annotation, molecular function: aminomethyltransferase activity; protein binding.